This is a messenger RNA of Colletotrichum fioriniae, 1086 nucleotides long. NCBI's taxonomy places the organism in Eukaryota, Fungi, Ascomycota, Sordariomycetes, Glomerellales, Glomerellaceae. The record is from RefSeq and is a predicted model, not a curated record.
AUGGCAGAAGCAACGAAACCCAGAGAUGUCAAAGGCCUAAACCAAAAUGGCUCGCUCAACGACGAAGAAACUGGCGGAUCGCACUCUGAGGCACCACUUGAGGUCCACGGAGACGAAGACAUCGUGGCGCGGAUGAACAACCUCGAUCCUCCCGUGAUACCAGAGGAAGAGAGGCGCGUACGGAGGAAAAUCGACAUGCGCCUGCCCCUCUUCCUGCUCAUCCUCUACAUGUUCACCUGGCUAGACCGCGGCGCGCUGGGGAAUGCGGCGCUAAUGGGGAUCAAGGAAGAUCUCGGGUUCACGAGUAGAGACUUUUCUCUCGCCGUGAGCAUGUUCUUCGUCGGGACGGCGAUUUCUGACCUGUUUACGAAUAUUGGGAUGAGGUAUAUCCGGCCUUCGGUCUACCUUGCUACGGCCAUGAUCAUCUGGGGUAUCUUUGCGACGCUGCAAGCUGUUGCUGGCGGUCCCAGCGGGAUGUUCGCGAUCCGGUUCUUCCUCGGCAUCUUUGAGGCGGCCUUCAUAUCCGGAGCGCCAUACCUAACGACAGUCCUCUAUCCCAGAGCCGAAUGGGGCCGCCGCAUAAGCGUCUACCUCUCAGCAACGCCCCUCGCAGGCGCCUUUGGCGGCUGGGUAGCCUAUGGCGUCUCCAAUAUCUCCAACCCACUCAUAAAGCACUGGCAAGCCCUCUUCAUCAUCGAAGGCCUCGUCACGAUCCUCUUCGGCGUAGCCUGCAUCUGGGUCCUGCCCGACCGCCCGCACAACACGCGCUGGCUCACCCCGCGCGAGCGCGACGUCGCCACCUGGCGGAUGAUGCGCGACGGCAACCGCACGCACGGCAAAGUCCACUGGCGCACGACGGCGGCACAGCUUAUGGGGGACUGGCGGCUGUGGCUGAAUAUCGCGAUUUACAUGGGUCAGGUGCUGCAGACGUACACGAUUGCGACGUUUACGCCGAUUAUUGUGGCAACGUUUGGGGAAAAUAGGAGGCGAGACAGGGAGUUCGGGAAGCCGCCUCGGGACGUGGUGAUUGACUACGACGAGGAUGGUCAGAUGGAGCAUCAUCCUUACUGGAGAUUCUAUCAUUAG